This is a messenger RNA of Cucumis sativus (cucumber), 1048 nucleotides long. RefSeq lists its product as uncharacterized. The record is from RefSeq and is a predicted model, not a curated record. NCBI's taxonomy places the organism in Eukaryota, Viridiplantae, Streptophyta, Magnoliopsida, Cucurbitales, Cucurbitaceae. The transcript is spliced from 5 exons. The coding region runs from base 102 to 743 and encodes 213 amino acids.
AUUAGGGCGGUGGGAAAGAACAAAAUAUCUCUCUACUUCCCAAUUCCAAUACUGCAAGCAAUUCCCAUUCCCACGACUCAAUCAAACCUCCACAACCAGAAAUGGCCGUAGCCAGAACCAUGUCCCGUUCUUUAUCCAUCUUCUUAACGGAGCCAUCGCGACCCCUUCACUUCUCUCCUUCUUCCUCCUCCUCCUCCUCCAUCCGAACCAACCGAUCCUUCUCUCACAGAUUGUAUUGCAAUGCCCGGAGAAUCAACGCUCGAGGUUUUCAUUUCUCUAAACCAACUCUUCUGAACUGUUCCUACGAUGACACCCAGUCGACGUCUUCCUCUAAUCAGGACGGUCAGGACCCCCCUCAGGAGGCUGUUUUGAAGGCAAUUUCAGAGGUAUCUAAGACAGAAGGGAGGGUUGGGCAUACCACGAAUAUGGUACUUGGAGGAACAGUGACUAGUGAUUCUUCCAAUGAGUGGCUCGCUCUGGAUCAAAAGGUGAACUCGUACCCUGGUGUUAGAGGCUUUACAGCGAUUGGAACUGGAGGAGAUGAUUUCGUGCAAUCUAUGGUCGUUGCUGUGGAAUCUGUCAUCCAACAACCAAUUCCUGAGGGCAAGGUGAGGCAUAAAUUAUCAGCGAAAGGGAAGUACAUUUCGGUAAACAUAGGACCAGUUCAAGUAAUUUCCAGUGAGCAGGUUCAAGCUGUAUACAAUGCAAUGAAGAGAGAUGACCGUAUGAAAUACUUUCUAUAAUUCUCUUUUUUGAAUUAGGGUUUACUUGUACGAGUCCUUGUAAUGUAAUCACUCUUAUCCUUCUAGAUAUGUUGAUUAUUCCACCCAAAAAGCUCUCUAAUUUUACGUCAUUUUUUCUCCCUCUCUCUGACUUCCAUCUUUUGCACUAUAAUUUCCAAACCUACCACCCCCACUAGUUUUAGGUUAAAUUGCUAAUUUGGUCUCGGAAGAGAAUUUUAUUAAACUAUAGAGACUAUUUACUAAGUUGUAUCAAACCUGAAGGAUCAAAUUCAAACUUUCUCCAACCACAGGGGCUAUAUUCACAA